GAGUGGGUGAACAAAAUUUCCAAUUGAUUAGGUUGCCAAAAUACAAUUUAAAAGCUUUUCUUGCAAGCUCGUCUUCUCUACCUGCAACUCGAGGUCUCUCGUGAACUUUUCUUCUCCUCCCACUUCGGCUAUACGAUUGAUCGAUUCGAUCCGACUCAAAUUCGGUUGCGGCCUCGGCGUCGGUGGUGACAACUAAUGGAAUAUCCGCGCUCCGGUGUCGAUAACGGAGGCGCAACUUCCUGCGCGAAGCUCGAGGGCAUGGCGAUCUGGAUCGGCACAAGCCUAGCCUCGGUUUUCUUUGCCUCUCUGGAGCGCUUCUCCUGCAUCAAUCUUGCCACGAUAGAUCACGACGAAGAGAUCGAGGAAGAAUCCAAGGACCGGCCUCUCAUGCUUUCUGUCCAGAACUCGUCCACGCCCUACCGCAGCGAUGACCCCGCCUUUGGCGAAAAGCUCGGCCCUGUUUGUACCCCACCAUAUCAUUAGGCACGCGGUGAUGCCUUGAUCUCCCUCCUCCUCCUUCGUUGGUGCGAUCUGAUCUGAUGCGUAGAAGGCAUGUUAUCUGUUGGGUUAUGGU
Messenger RNA from Dendrobium catenatum, 574 nucleotides. RefSeq lists its product as uncharacterized. NCBI's taxonomy places the organism in Eukaryota, Viridiplantae, Streptophyta, Magnoliopsida, Asparagales, Orchidaceae. The transcript has a single exon. The coding region runs from base 196 to 483 and encodes 95 amino acids. The record is from RefSeq and is a predicted model, not a curated record.